CAGCGUUGUGUUUAAUGCAGUGUGUGAUGAUGUGUGUGUCAGUGUGUGAAUGUUCGUCAUGAAGACCAUCGGCUUCACGCUGCUGCUCGCUGUCCUCACAGUCAGUGAAUGCAGUGUUCAGAUCAUUGGCGUCAGAGGUCAGAGUGUCACUCUGCCCUGUUCCUAUGACAUCAACCAUCAUGGUGGUCUGUCAGUCUGCUGGGGUCGAGGAGAUGUACCAAACAACGGCUGCAACCGUCUGAUCAUCGCCUUAGAUGGACAGACAGUAAGAAAAAACACCAGACUCUCCAGUAGGUAUCAGCUACUGGGGCCACUGGACCAAGGAGACAUUUCUCUGACCAUACUGAACCUCACAGAUGAGGAUGCUGGACGGUAUGGAUGCAGGGUGGAGGUGACAGGGUGGUUCAACGAUGAAAAAUAUCACAUCGAUUUGGUGAUUGAACAAGCUCCUACGUUGACCACAUCCACACCUCCAGACAACGAGACGAUCACAGGACAGACAACAGUCAAUACCACAGCAGAUCAGCUGAGCUCCUCACUGAACCCCAUGACUUCCUCCUCAGUGAGCGUCCAGGCUGAGGAGAGCAGCAGCAGUGUGUCCGUUGUGGUUAUGUGUGUUGUGUUAGGGGUCGUCGCCCUGGUUUCAGCAGGCGGAGUUGUUAUCGCUGCAAAAAGAUGGAACAUACUGAAGAAAAUUUCUCAGCAGCAGCAGGUGAACACUACAGUCCAGUUCAGCGCCACAACGUCUGCUCUGCAGUUGCGCCGUCAAAGCUCAGCGGUGGAGAACAUCUACCAGAUUGACGGAGGCGAGUACGAGUCCUGCCCUUGAGCUCUGACAGUGACCUCUGCUGAUUUUUACUCACAAAACUCAAUACACAGCCGGAAAGAGGUCAAAGACUGUGUCCAUGGGGACUACAAAUCCCACGAAGCACUGCUGUAAAACUAGAGACUGGCUCUUUGACGGAUUCUGUUGGACUGGAGUCACUUUGUUUUUCAUGACGUGACUUGGACAGCACAAGAAAAAGUCAGCAGGAUUAGAUCAGAUGGAAAUGAUGGUGAUAGGUUGUUUUUAUAGAUAAAUCUUCAGUUGUAAUAUAA
Messenger RNA from Sphaeramia orbicularis (orbiculate cardinalfish), 1098 nucleotides. Its product is annotated as hepatitis A virus cellular receptor 1 homolog. Gene Ontology annotation, biological process: cytoskeletal rearrangement involved in phagocytosis, engulfment; apoptotic cell clearance. Lineage: Eukaryota; Metazoa; Chordata; Actinopteri; Kurtiformes; Apogonidae. The coding region runs from base 50 to 829 and encodes 259 amino acids. The transcript is spliced from 7 exons. Gene Ontology annotation, molecular function: phosphatidylserine binding. The record is from RefSeq and is a predicted model, not a curated record.